Molecule: messenger RNA, 2830 nt
Organism: Stomoxys calcitrans (stable fly)
Lineage: Eukaryota; Metazoa; Arthropoda; Insecta; Diptera; Muscidae
Exons: 3
Coding region: 93-2504 (803 amino acids)
Biological process (GO): cellular response to lipopolysaccharide; signal transduction
Cellular component (GO): cytosol
Molecular function (GO): protein binding; DNA-binding transcription factor activity; DNA binding
Source: RefSeq, a predicted model, not a curated record
UCUAGCAUACAGUAGUGUUCAUUUCAGCGGGCAUUUGUUUACAAAAAUAAUUCCAACCGCAAAAAAAUACGGAAAUAUAUAAAACUAUAACAAUGAACCAACGAAAUAGUGAACUCACAACAUUAUUUAUUGCCAGACAACCAAAGCAAAAUUUUCACUAUCGCUAUUUGAGCGAAUUGGGCGAAAACCAUGGAGUUUUAACUGGACAAGAGCAAGAACCAGGAACAUCCACCACCUGGCCGGAAAUUUCUUUGAAACUGCCAUCGAAUGGAUAUAUGGAACAUGAACAUAACAAAAUCUAUUACGUCUUAUGUUCGUUGCACAGCUAUUUGGACAAGCGACCUUCUGCACUGUCAUCGCAUCAGCUAAUGCCCAAAGGGCAAGUGGCAAAUCACAAUUUGAUAUUCCAACAAAUGGAGCAGAAGCAGGAUAGUUGGCAUUGGAAACUGAAAGAUUAUAUAAUAGCGCGUCUUAAAUACGGAGGCACAACAAAAAAUAAAAAAUAUCAAAUCUUCAGAGAUUCGCUAAAACAUAAAAUGGUUUAUUUCAACAACUUGCAACUGCAAGGCUUAACAUUUGAUGAACUGAAUUGCAAUGCGGAUAUCAACGAUGCAAAAGUUUUAGAGAAAAGUGUAAUUUUAAACGUUUGCUUGGGUUUUACGAUUUUCGAAAAAACCAACAACUCAUCAACCUAUAAACUAACUCACAAGACUAUAUACUCCGAUAACAUUUAUGAUGGUGAUGAUUUAAAAAUCAUCAAGCUGUGCAAUACAACGGGCAGUCUAAGCGGCGGUUUAGAUGUAACAUUUCUGAUGAAUGGCCAUGGUGCACACAAAUACAAUGUGCAUAUGUGGUACUGGAACGAGAAAAAAAACCAAAUCGUUUGGGAAAAGAAAAUUGCCAUACAGAAAAAGGACAUUGUUAAAAAUGUCGCAUAUUCUUUUGAUUCGCCCGAUGGGAGAGAACUAAGAAACUGGAUGUCAGGGGCUAACGAAAUCGAAGUUAAGCUGCAGGUUCAAGUUGAUCAAAGUACGUACAAAAGUAAUGCGGUAGGAUUCAAAUAUCGGAAUAAUGAUGCUGCCGGGGAAGAACCGCAACGCAAAAAUCCUCGUAAUGCUGCUGAAGCCAACAACCAAGUUAGUCAAGCAACUUCUGAAGCUGCGGUAUCCGUUGUCAGUGGCCCUGCAGAGAAUCAAGGCAGCAACUAUAAUGCGAAUGUACCCAACGUAACUUCUCAACCAUGCUAUGAGUAUUCUAACCAGACUUACCCCAUCGCAGAUCAAGCCAACGGCAGUAGUUAUCAAACUAGUCAAACAAAUAAUGAAGCUGUGAGCAGCAGUUAUAGCAAUGCAAAUGAUGGAGAAGCGUUGCAUAUGGAAAACACCACAGGAAAUCUACAUGCAGCACUUUUAGAAACAAAUUUGCCAUCCAUAUGGGUCGUUAAUCCCAACGAAAUUCAUUCAUCCACAAACGCCAACACCAACAACUAUACACAGCAACCAACUGAAAUGGACACCAACCAAGCUAGGUGCUUUUUGGAUAGCAUUGCAACGAAUCAAUGCUUUGCAUCGGGACCUACGAAUGCAAAUUAUAAUAAUCAGCAUGUGGAGCAAGGGUGGGGCAAAGGAUAUUGGACUUCCGAUUACUGGAAAUCGUCUGGGAAUGAAUUUGAAACUGAUGGCAUCAGCGACAAUGAACAAAUUGAAGAAACUGUCUACGUCUCACGCAAUGGCAUUUUUGCUGAAAAACCGACAUCUCCAGAACCGGUUAAGAAACCCCAACAAAAGCGCGAUAUUGACGUGGCAACAAAGAAACUAAAGGAGCUGGAAACCAUGGGAUCUGAUAACAACAUCUUGGAUGAAAUCAUUACGAAUGAGGAAUUGCUUUUGGCUGUCUGUAGGAAAACGAAAGAUUCCACCACAAAUAAAGAACUCGUUCUCAGGGUCCAUAACAAGAUCCAACAGAAUCUAUUACAUCGCGCCUGCUUUCGUAACAGAGCAAAUGCUAUAAAACCCUUAGUGGGCAUGGGAUUUGGUCUACACGAACAAGAUGUAGAAGGUCGCACACCUCUUCAUUUGGCCCUGGAGUAUGGUCACACUGAAUGCAUUUCGCAGUUGCAGCUUCUAAUGAAGAAGGAGAAUUACACAAAGUAUUCUGAGGAUGUGCUAAGGACGAUGAUAAAAAUGUUCCAAGUCCAUGAUAAUUAUGGUCGCACCGUACUUCAUGCAGCGGUUAGGGCAAAUAAUUUUGAUCUUUUUGAGACUAUGUUGACAUUUGGCCACCACAAUGUUGUGGACAUUGCCCGCUAUGAAGUUCUGGGCACUGGAAAAUCUGUGGUCCAUUUGAUAGCAGAGCAAAAUUUGUUAGAUUGGAUUCCAUUGGUCCGCAAAUACAUUCCCCGGUAUUUGGAAUUGGAAAAUUAUGCUGGCAACACUGUCUUAGAUCUACAGGAUUUAACUAUGGAAAUAAAGAAAGCCUUGACUGAAAGAUGCCGAAGCAAGUGAAAUAGAGCAGCUAAGCGAAAAACUGGAAUCAUUGAAAAAAAGAACUCAGAAUAACGUAGAGCAUAAUAGGACAGAAAGUUAAGAAAACAAAAAAUAAAGUAAAGUGUAGUCAUUUCCCUUGUAGCAAAUUUUUCGCUUUUUUGAUCUUUUUGAUAAUUUUUAAAUGAGUUUAAUCGAGGCCUCAUAAUUAUGGAAGUUAACAUUCACUAAACAUUCACUAGCUGACUAUGUGAAAAUACCCUGUGCGUGGAAAUAGGAUACAUUUGUUUUGUAUUUGUUGUACUUAGCUAUUCAGCAUUGUAUGGAUUUAGGAUUUUAAGCAUGUA